AUGCUACCGUACCUGUUUCCUGACCUAGCCGCUUUUGCCACAGUCGCUGACUCAUUACGCACCUCCGCACUAGUGACACACGCUACCGCGCUGCGCUUCCCCCCGAGUUUUGCGCCGCCACCCGCCCGCCCCCCCCCCCCCCCCCCGAUGUACAUCACCCUCUACUACCUCGUCACCCGCCGCUCCCUGACUCCCUUCCCUCAGUCAAGGACCACUUCCUCUCCCUUUUCCCCACCACCUCACACCGUUGACCUCCUUGAGGAGCGCCUCCUUGCAGCUGAGAGAGAGUAUAGUUGCUAUCGGUCGGCGCUGCGUCUGCUCCCAGUGGGAGGCGCCGCAGCGGCCGGGGGCAAGCGGGGCAAGGGUGCUGGAGGAGACAGCGAGGGCGGCGGUGGUGGCGGUGGAGGCGGCGGAGGGAGUGGGGUGGAGGUGGGGGUGUGGCGCGGGAUUGGGGCUUUGGUGGCGGCGGUGGAGGUGGAGGCGGCGGCGGCGCGGCUGGGCGGCAGUGGAGGUGGCGAGGCGGCAGCGGGGGUGGGGGUGGUGGCGGCGGUGGUGCUGGUCGGGGGUGGCGCUGGCAGCGGUGCGGCCUUGGUGUGGCCAGCGCCAGCAGCAGCAGCGUUCUCGUGA
This is a messenger RNA of Closterium sp. Naga37s-1, 627 nucleotides long. The record is from the annotation of a GenBank genome assembly. Lineage: Eukaryota; Viridiplantae; Streptophyta; Zygnematophyceae; Desmidiales; Closteriaceae.